Molecule: messenger RNA, 2298 nt
Organism: Pseudomyrmex gracilis
Lineage: Eukaryota; Metazoa; Arthropoda; Insecta; Hymenoptera; Formicidae
Gene: Moe
Product: moesin/ezrin/radixin homolog 1
Exons: 9
Coding region: 351-2078 (575 amino acids)
Biological process (GO): regulation of cell shape; positive regulation of protein localization to early endosome; positive regulation of early endosome to late endosome transport
Cellular component (GO): cytoskeleton; microvillus; adherens junction
Molecular function (GO): cell adhesion molecule binding; actin binding
Source: RefSeq, a predicted model, not a curated record
GCGUUGCACCGUUGCGCGUCGCGUCGUGUAUCCACGGGAACGUUAAAGGAGCGAAAGAGAGGGAGUGAGGGAGAGAGGAAGAAAGGAAGAGAGGAAUAAUCGUGCCGGUUGCACUUUGCAUCGUCCCGGCCCAUUGUGUCCAGCCGAAGAAACCGGCGAAGGCCGUUCGCGCUCUUACCCAACGUCGAAUUUUGCACUAUCGACGUUAUCGCCUCUCGCGCCGUGUCGUGUGUCCGACGCUUCCAUUUCGUGUGUUUAUUCACAAAUACUUUCAAAAAAAAAGAGAAGAAGAGUGUGUUCUAAUUAUAAGUAAAUUCUUGGUGCAAAGGUGUCAGACGAAUCUCACAAACAUGGUCGCCGGCGGCAAGAUGAUGAACGUGAGGGUGACGACGAUGGAUGCGGAGCUGGAGUUCGCGAUCCAGCAAACAACCACCGGAAAGCAAUUGUUUGAUCAGGUUGUGAAGACGAUCGGAUUGCGCGAGGUGUGGUUUUUUGGUCUUCAAUAUACUGACAAUAAGGGCGACCUUACAUGGAUCAAACUUUACAAAAAGGUGAUGAAUCAAGAAGUCAAGAAGGAGACGCCACUGCAAUUUAAGUUCCGCGCAAAAUUCUACCCUGAAGACGUCGCUGAGGAACUGAUACAAGAUAUUACACUCCGACUCUUUUAUCUUCAGGUAAAGAAUGCUAUCCUCACAGACGAAAUAUAUUGUCCACCGGAAACAUCCGUUCUGUUGGCCUCAUAUGCCGUCCAAGCAAGACACGGAGACUAUCAGAAGGGUAGCCAUCCUGCUGGCUUCUUGGCAAACGACCGUUUAUUACCACAGCGUGUUGUGGAUCAGCAUAAGAUGAGCAAGGAAGAAUGGGACAGUUCCAUUACAAAUUGGUGGCAAGAACAUCGUGGCAUGCUGCGAGAAGAUGCAAUGAUGGAGUACCUAAAAAUUGCUCAGGACUUAGAGAUGUAUGGUGUGAAUUACUUUGAAAUUCGCAACAAGAAAGGCACAGACCUUUGGUUGGGUGUGGAUGCUUUAGGUUUGAACAUCUACGAGAAGGAUGAUAAGCUUACACCGAAAAUCGGCUUCCCGUGGUCCGAGAUACGGAAUAUCUCGUUCAACGAUAAGAAAUUCAUAAUCAAGCCAAUCGACAAGAAGGCACCGGACUUUGUAUUUUUCGCCACCCGAGUCAAGAUUAACAAGAGAAUUCUCGCGCUAUGUAUGGGUAAUCACGAGCUUUACAUGCGCAGACGUAAGCCGGACACGAUCGACGUGCAGCAGAUGAAGGCUCAAGCCAGGGACGAAAAGAUCGCAAAACAGCAACAGAGAGAAAAAUUGCAACUGGAAAUAGCUGCUCGUGAACGCGCGGAGAAAAAACAGCAAGAGUACGAGGAAAGGCUAAGAAAUAUGGCGGAAGAAAUGGACAGGCGGCAGGCAGAAUUGAACGAAGCUCAGGAAAUGAUUCGUCGCCUGGAGGAACAACUGAAACAGUUGCAAGCUGCUAAAGAAGAGCUAGAAAAUCGCCAAAAGGAAUUGACGGCGAUGAUGGAGAAAUUAGAACUUUCACAUGAAAUGGAAGCUGCGGAGCGCGCCAAACUCGAGCAGGAGAUAAGAGCUAAGCAAGAGGAAGUGCAACGCAUACAGUCUGAAGUGGAGGCGAAGGACGCAGAAGCCAGGAGAUUACAGGCUGAGUUUGAAGCUGCCAAGAUGAGACAAGAAGAAGCCGACCGCCAAUAUCAAGCUAAUCAGACUCCGCAUCAUCAUCACGUUGAGGAAAAUGAAGAAGGCGAGGAAGAGGGUGAAGACGAAGUUCCUCCCGGUGACGUCACCAAGGAUCUCGCAACUGACGAAUCGAUAAUCGAUCCCGUCGAGGAGCGACGCACUCUGGCAGAGAGAAACGAACGUCUUCACGAUCAAUUGAAGGCGUUGAAGCAAGAUCUUGCCCAGUCACGCGACGAAUCCAAAGAGACGGUGAUGGACAAAAUCCACAGAGAAAAUGUACGUCAAGGUCGUGACAAGUACAAGACGCUGCGCGAGAUCCGCAAGGGCAAUACUAAACGUCGCGUUGAUCAGUUCGAAAACAUGUAAAGUGAUGACGCGCAUUUAAUAUUACCUUAUUUACGUCCUUUUCUAUCUUCAACAUCUCAUCUGACUUCGCGAAAGCGGAAAUUGCAGUAAAAUGAUAAACGAGAUAAAGCGAUGAAGAGAGGAAGAUAAACAGAAAGAGAAAGAAAAACGUAGAGAGGUAUAGAUUCUACAAUGAUGUAUAAACAGAAUUAUUUUGAAUAACACUUUCGAUAAAAAUUAA